CAGGCUCUAGACGCCGGAGAUCAGUGUCUUCGCAUUCAGUAUCAACCAUCUCAACAAAUGCCUCUAGGGACUCUCGCUCCCCGCCACCUAGGCGAAGAACUAGGUCUCCCACGCCCAAGCGACGUCAUGAUAGCCCAGAGUCAUCCGGUGACCGCAGUUACAGCCGAAGUCCAUCACCGCCACGACGGGAGCGGCGUUCAGUAUCACGCGACAGUCUGUCUCCUUCGCGCGAAGGCUCCCAGCGAGGCGAGAGAAGACAGAGACAAUCUUCUUAUGGCCGAAGAGACGAUGUCUCACCCUCGCGGCAACGGUGGCCGCGUGACGAGGAGCCAGAACGACGACAUGGCAGGCGGCAGAACAGGGGAGAUUCACGAUCGAGGUCACCACAGCAGGAUGACCGGUCUUAUCGAAGGCGGGACGAUUACAACGUCCCGCGCGGUGGCCGGCGUGGCGGCCGUCAUGAAGGGCAUGGAAGAGCACCACCGCCCAGAGAGGUCCACAGAGAGGCUCCCAAGGAGGCGCCCCGGGAGCGAAGCCUGA
Molecule: messenger RNA, 540 nt
Organism: Trichoderma citrinoviride
Lineage: Eukaryota; Fungi; Ascomycota; Sordariomycetes; Hypocreales; Hypocreaceae
Exons: 1
Source: RefSeq, a predicted model, not a curated record